AUGAUUAGAAAAGAGUACCAGAAAGUACCUAGUUUAAGCAUCCUGGGAGUCCUAUUCGUUGUUAUUAGAUUUCAAGGAAUCUUUACUCAAUGUACAGCACCAACACAAUGUAUAAAAGAUUUACAUCAUGUAUGCAAUGGAGAACAUUCAUUUUUAUAUUGUAAUAAACCUGGUGAUAUACCAGUAGAAGGAAAUUUAUAUUGCCCACAGGGUAGUUAUUGUGUUCAUUCUCCAGAAAUAUGUUCGACACGUGAACCACCAGCAUGUGAAUCAAAAUGUUCUAUAUGUGAUAAAGGUAAGAAUAUAGCAUGUAUAAGUAAAACACAAUUUGCAUUCUGUUUACGUGAUGAAGUUAAUUACUCAUUAAAUCGCACAUGUCCCAAAAAUCAAGUAUGUGCAUUGGGAAUUAAUGGAAUAUGUAGUAAUUCUAAUAUGUAUCUUUGUGAAAAAGAUAAACCGGAAAAACCUACUCCUCCAACAAAUUUACCAUCAAAAGAUGAAGUUAUUAAAAGAUGUAAUGCUGCACAAAAAAUUGGUAAAUUUGCAACAAAUGAUUGUAAAAAAUAUAUAUAUUGUUUUAUAAGAGCUGGAGGUUUUAGUGGAAAUGUAUAUCCUUGCCCGGGCGACACUUUAUUUAAUUGUAAAACACAACAAUGUGAUACAAUUUGUAAUAAUUCAUGUCCUGAAAGGGUUUGAAUUCAAUUUUUUUUAUUUUCAAAUUUAUUAAACACUAAAAUUUUAUAUUUAAAUUUAAAAUAAUUUUUAAAGUGUCAUCAUACCUCAUAAAUAGAUAAAUAAUUAGUUUAAGAAACAAC
This is a messenger RNA of Condylostylus longicornis, 815 nucleotides long. RefSeq lists its product as uncharacterized. Lineage: Eukaryota; Metazoa; Arthropoda; Insecta; Diptera; Dolichopodidae. The record is from RefSeq and is a predicted model, not a curated record. Gene Ontology annotation, molecular function: chitin binding. The transcript has 5 exons. The coding region runs from base 1 to 696 and encodes 231 amino acids.